This is a messenger RNA of Cydia fagiglandana, 4382 nucleotides long. RefSeq names its product glutamate receptor-interacting protein 1 (gene Grip). Gene Ontology annotation, biological process: neurotransmitter receptor transport, endosome to postsynaptic membrane. The transcript is spliced from 16 exons. The coding region runs from base 1 to 3225 and encodes 1074 amino acids. The record is from RefSeq and is a predicted model, not a curated record. NCBI's taxonomy places the organism in Eukaryota, Metazoa, Arthropoda, Insecta, Lepidoptera, Tortricidae. Gene Ontology annotation, molecular function: protein binding.
AUGUGCAACAUAAUAACCGAGGGCUCUGUCUAUCAGUUCGCGGACGACACAUGCAUUAUCACAGCCGACCGUGACAUAGCGGCCGCCGAGCGCACAAUGCAAUCUAACUUCAACACCCUUUGCAAAUGGGCGCACGACGUCGGUCGCUCCGAGCCCGGUAUUGUCCCAUCCAUAGUCGGCUUCGCCAAAGACUCGGUCGCCCACGAAUCAGACCGGCUGGCUCCUGGUGAUCGAAUCUGCAGUGUGAAUGGCAUCUCUACCGCUCGGCUUACCAAUGAGGAGGUGCUUCGGCUACUCGAUAAUGUGGAAGAGCGAGCGUCGUUGGAGGUGGAAUAUUAUAUGCCUAACUAUGCAUCGCAAAACUCGCUAUACAUCACGACAAAGCUAGCAGAGGUACCGAUGGAGAAAAUCAACGGCUCCCUCGGCAUAACCAUCCGAGGAGGUCUACCUGAGAACGCAGGGAGCACAGACCUGGUGCUGAACAGCAGGUCUUUGGACGCGCAGCCGCUGGUGGUGACGCACGUGAGACCGGGUGGUGCCGCGUAUAAUACGUCCAGGGUCAAACCCGGCGAUCGGCUGCUUAAGGUCGACCAUAUCUCCCUCACCAACAAGACUCUCUCAGAGGUCCACCAGAUCCUACAGAACUGCCCUCAAAUGACCAGCCUGACCAUAGAAUACGACGUUUCCAUCAUGGAAUCCGUGAAGCUGGCUACGGGGCCUCUUCUAAUAGAGAUAGAGAGGCCGUGCAAUGAAGAUUUGGGCCUGUUCCUGGCCAACCAUAGGUACUCUGACGACGUUUACAGUUCAGGAUCCGACACGUACCAGAGGGUAGGCAGCUGCAAUGCCGUCUAUAUUGACAGCAUAUUGCCGGCCAGUAUAAGUGAUAGAUGUGGUGCCCUCCAUCCUGGCGACCAGAUCCUCGCCUUCGACGACCACGUCAUCGAUGGCAACAACUACACGGCUGAGGAGGUCAUGUGUUACCUUGAGAACUGCGAGCAUGGUGUCACGAGGCUACAUGUGGCUCCUAGGCAUAUAGCUCUUGGCGGGUACACUAGAGAAAAUUCUAUAUCUGGAACUUCGACAUUGAACGCCAAGAAACAUCGCCAAAGAAACUACAGGCAAAGCUCCAUGCCGAAACUAGGUUCACAAGAUGACUAUGACAGCCAACAGAACUACAUGAGCAUGGGCGUUUGCCGAACAGACUCUCUGAACAUCCAGCUAGAGGUUCCACCAGGCCACAGCAGCGGUCUAGCCGUCCAUGAGGAAAACUGCGCGCUCCUCAUAUCACAUGUAGCCGCGCAGUCACCCGCUUACAGAUCCGGCUGCCUCCAAAUACGAGAUCGAGUGAUGUCGAUCAACGGCCACGAGAACCUAACGCUAGACAUUGCCAACGAGAUCCUACAACGACGGAACGAUUCCCACAACCCGAAGUACCUAACUUUGAACGUGGAGUUUAGUAUGCCGAACACUAUUGAGGCAUCUAGUGGGGUGUUCAAUGUGAAGUUGGCGAAGACGACGGCAGGGCUUGGUGUUACUAUUACUGGGUGCAAACAGAAACUGUUAAGUAAUGAAGAGCCAAUGGUCAUAUCUGACAUCAAGCCGGGCUCCGUCGCGCACCGCAGUGGCGCCCUCGCGCCCGGAGACCAACUGCUGGCGAUCAACGGACAGCCACUACACAACCUGUCUUUAGACACCGCAUUCAACAUUCUCCAAAAUUCUCCAGACGAUAUAAUCACACUUAAAAUAAGAAAACGUGACCUAACAGAAGAUUGGUCUAAUAUUCAUAAGCACAAUGCAAAAUUAGCUUUACAGAGCUUUAGUAACAUAGAGAUUAAAGCAGUAGUACACAAUGGUGACGAUUCAGGACACCACACUGACAGUCCUAAUAACAGUGCGAAAGAAAGUGAAAGAAGUCACGGCAGUAAUGAAAAUACAGCGGUUUUUACUGUUGAGUUGAUAAAGCAAGAGAAUGGACCUCUUGGUUUAACUAUUGCUGGAAGCGAAGAUGUUACUCAGCCAAUAUUACUUAGUGGACUUGUUGAAGGUGGUGUGGCAGAAAAAUGUGGAAAACUAGCAAUUGGUGAUGAACUUUUAACAAUAAAUGGAGAGAGUGUUUUAAAUAAGCCACUUUCGGAAGCCAUUAAAUUAUUACAACAGAGUGGUCAGAGAGUGCAAUUGCAGCUCUGUAGAAAAAUUACUGGUUCGGUAGAGAGUGCUGAAUCCAGUGCAAGGGAUUCCAGCCAUUCAACUUCAAGCCCUGGUCUAUCCAAUGACAGCGCUGUUGAAUCCUGGGAUCAAAACACGCCUGUCAGAUCUAGCGCAAGUUGUGGUAACUCCGAAGUCAUAGAAUACGCUGUACCUGACAAAAAUAGACUCGCCGACAAGCAACCUUAUUCACCCACCGAUGAAGAUAAGUUAAUGGCCUCAAAUUAUAACUCCGUUGCACCAUUCGGAGUAAAUGAUCUUCCUCUGCCUAAUUAUUCAUUAAACAAUUCUCUGAAGACCUUUCAUUAUGAAAACACGUGUAUAAUCCCAGAAAAUACUUUGAAAAACAAACAAAAUAUAACUAGAGAAGAUGAUGUACAACAAAUAGAAAUACUUACUACAAACAUGAAGGAUUGUCAACUACACAAUAUGGAAAAAGCUUCUUGCAAAUGUGAUUACAUACAAAUGGCUCCAUAUGGAAUUGUAUCGCCUAAAAGCAGGAGGCCUAAUUGGGAUAAUGAUUACUUAAAUAAUGGAAUUUAUACAGUAACGACACCACAAAAAUCUCCUUUGAAACCGAAUGUACCUGGUACGAGUUUUCAAUUUUCUACUAGUCCUGUAUAUGAGAAUGAUGUACCGAGUCUAUACAGCAGCGAUACGCUCUCUCCCGCCAAAGGCUCCAUACACCACGUCAUUCUGUAUAAAGACGCCAUUUACGACGACUACGGGUUUUCCGUGUCCGAUGGUUUGUACGAGAGGGGUGUUUACAUCAAUCGGAUAAGGAAGGGAGGUCCGGCUGACAUUGUCGGAUUGCUGAGGCCUUUUGAUAGGAUUUUGCAGGUAAAUGGAACCAGGACGGUCGACUACGACUGUUGUCUAACAGUGCCACUGAUUGCGGCGGCAGGCGACCGGCUGGAGAUAGUUGUACAACGACUUGCUUCCUCACGAGAUCUAAAACUCCAAAGGAUGGACGGAAGUUCAAGUCCAAGUGACAGUAACAUUGUGACUAAGACCAUUUAGUGCAUAACCCGGCUGUAGUGGACUUACCUACACCAAAGACCUUGACAAAGAUAAUUUUAAAGACAAUCGUAAUACAGUGUUUAGUUAUAAUAUAAGUAGUGUAUAUUAAAAAAAAUAGAGCAAACUUAUUAAUAUUGGUAUACAAGAAAAUAAUAAGACAAGCAGAAGCGGUAUCAUGGUCGCAUUUUAAUCAUCUGUCAUGCCAUGCGUCACUUUCGCACUUACAUUGUUAAAACGUGACAGGCAUGGUGACAAAUGAUAAAGAGCCGACCAUCUUAGCCCUACAGGACGAGCUGUUUGAAGGCAAAAAACUAACGAAUAGAAAUACAUCAGGGUUUUAACUGAUUAUAAAAUACUUAAUGUAGUUAAUUAAACGUAUAGUUUUUAAGAUUGUAGAUAGAUGGCGAUGCAAUCGCCACUUUGUCGAAUUAGUGAAAUAUUAAUAGAUAGGAAUGUGUGUUGGUAUGUUGAUGUGUAAAAUUGUUUUUUAAUCCCGUAUGUGCCUACAUCAUUUUUUGUACGAGGAUCAUGCAAAAAAGUUGCUAUAGGUAUAACCCAGAUCUUGCAAAAGCGGUUUCUGAAUAUUUUUUGUGUUUUAUUGGUUAAGAACAGCAUUUAAUAAGAUCAUCUGAAAUAAUACUCAAUACCUACAUGUAGGUGUUUUAUAGUGGUACAUUUUGUUUCAAAAAUUAGGUUAAAUGUCAGUUCUUGGAAAGCAGAUGCAAGAUAUUGCCAAAAUGAAGCUCAUACAAUUUAGGCCUCUUUUUUUAUUAAAUUAAAUAGAACAUCGCAAAAUUUUACCGAAUCGAGAUGAGAUUUUUGGCAGAUUUUUUAACAGAAAAAUAAUCAAUUUGGUAACGUACAUAAAUAAGGUAAAGAUCCUAUUCAAUGACCCUAAGGAAAUUUAAACAUGAUUAAUCUUUAAAGCCAUGAUAUACUAUGCACUGACUACACGUAUGAGGAAUUAAUUGGUUACUUUGUAUAGAUAUUUCCACACAUAAUGGCCCGAUUAGAUUGCUCUUGAGUGUUGGUCUUUGUGCUAACGAUUGUUCAUACGAUACGGAGAAGACUUGAGAUGGUAUUAAAUAUUAAAUAUCAUCCUUUAAGUUUAUAAACAAAAUGAAUUACAAAGUAAAAUUAGAAACAAUUACCUACAA